AUGACCCUGAAUCCAUCAGUUAUUAUAACCUCAAUAAAUUUAGGCAUUCUAGCAAUCCUUUUUCUAAGAAUUUUUUUCUUUUCCAAGUCUUAUCUGUUCAGGAGAAGAAAUCUCCCACAGAUGAAAGCCACCCUCCCAAGCGCCAAACUAACAGCCAGAAAAAAAGAAAGGAGAGUAAGAUACACAAGUGGGCCAUUCGCAAUGACAGUUUUAAAGCUUCUAGCACUGCUCUCGGUAGUAUCACUUAUAGUGGCGACCAAAGCCGAAUUUAAAGGAAUUAAAGUAACGCUCUCCCUUUGAUUGGCAAAAACGCCUACUAAAAUCUCCCUAAACUUUAUCUACGACCAGUAUUUUUUGCUCUUCCUCACCGUUGCUUUAAUAGUAACCUGAUCUAUUAUGGAAUUCUCAUUUUACUACAUGGCUGAUGACCCAAAAGGAACCGCUUUCUUUCGGCUUCUUACUAUCUUUUUAUUAAAAAUGCUUCUUUUAACUUGCUCCAAAAGAUUGUUUCUUAUUUUUUUAGGUUGAGAGGGAGUUGGAUUUCUCUCUUUCCUACUAAUAAGGUGGUGAACUACACGCAAAGACGCCAGAAGAUCAGCUUUGGAGGCCGUUAUCUAUAACCGAAUUGGUGAUAUAGGCUUAAUAACGUUUAUGGCGCUGUCAAUUCUUACCUUAAACUCAUGAAACCUUACAGAAAUUCUUUCCUCUAGGAAAAUAGAAAGCUCUUUUCUACCCUUCUUGCUGUUCGGCCUGAUUCUAGCUGCGGCAGGAAAGUCUGCUCAAUUCGGACUCCACCCAUGAUUGCCUGCGGCUAUGGAAGGCCCAACUCCUGUUUCCGCCCUAUUACACAGAUCAACCAUGGUUGUAGCGGGAGUAUUUUUACUAGUCCGAACCAGAGACCUUUUCGUCUUAUCUCCAAGAACCCAAUCAGUUGUACUAAUACUAGGAGGGAUAACCGCCUUGUUUGCUGCUUCGACUGCCAUUGCCCAACAUGAUAUCAAGAAGAUCAUUGCCUACUCAACCACAAGACAGCUAGGACUAAUGGUCUCUUCCAUUGGUAUAGGCCAGCCUAUACUAGCAUUCUUUCAUAUAUGCACCCACGCAUUUUUCAAGGCAAUGUUAUUUUUAUGCUCGGGGAGAAUUAUACACAGACUUAGUGACGAGCAAGACCUGCGUAAGAUGGGAGGCCUAAGAAAGCUCUUACCAGUAACAUCUGCCUGCUUAGCUCUAGGCAGGCUAGCGCUAAUGGGAACACCCUUUUUAGCAGGGUUUUACUCUAAGGACUUAAUUCUGGAGGCAGCCAGAGCCAGCUUCCUUAACACACUUGGCCUAUCCUUGAGUAUAGUCGCAACAAUGUUGACAGCAGUUUACAGAUUUCGAAUAGUCUACUUCUGCUUCUCUCUAAACCCCUCCAUCAAUGUUCUAUCCCCCAUAGGAGAAGAAGACGCAAACCUUAGUAAAGCCCUACUACGGCUAUCCCUCGGCACAAUAAUUAGAGGCUGAUUUUUCUCUAAUUUCAUCUUGUCGCUGCCAUCAUUCAAUGUUUCUCCCUCUACCAAGAGCCUCCCUCUGGUAGUUACCAUUCUUGGGGUAGCCCUUUUAUUCUCUGCACUAGUGUUUCUGUCCCAAACCCCAAUAGUUAGAAGGGCCCACUCUACUUUAACCUCACAAUGGUUCUUCGUAGACAUUAUCCACUCAAUCACCACACUUACAUCCUUUAUUUCCUCCCUUUUCUUAUCCUCUCGAACGUUAGACCGAGGGUGACAAGAAGAAAUAGGGCCGCAGGGAAUAGCUCAAUCCUCUACCUUCCUAUCAAAGGCAAACCAGAGAAGACAAAUAGGACUGAUAAAGCGAUAUAUUUUGUCCUCCAUUAUAUCGAUAGCCGUCAUAAUAGCCCUGUCUUUUGUCGUCUUAUCAUAG
Messenger RNA from Lytechinus variegatus (green sea urchin), 1920 nucleotides. Lineage: Eukaryota; Metazoa; Echinodermata; Echinoidea; Temnopleuroida; Toxopneustidae. The record is from the annotation of a RefSeq genome assembly.